AUGCGUCAGCGAAUCACCUUCAUCCACAAGCCCAGCGACGGAGUGCCGCCAGAGUCUCUCGAUAUCAGCAACGCCGGUGUCGAGGGCCCUGAAGUCUUGUCAGUCCGGGAGGAUAGAAUCACUCUGGCACUGGAGGAGCUGCCAUCCGAGCUGUCCCAGCUUCUGGGUGAGAGCCACGAACUGCACAUCAGAUGGGUCAGUCCUCUGGCCUACGACACCAUUGGACCCUUGACAUCGAGGGUAUCGCCGGGGUUUCACCUCUUUUAUACGCCGAAGAGGGAAGGGGAAUGGGAUGGGGCGAGAUUAUGUGAGGCGCUCAGGAACACUUUUGGUGGCAGCGGCUGCUUGUCGUCCGAGUCGUUUACAAGCCUUCCCAAUGACCGUUUUUCUCACUCUGCCGCGCUCCAAUACUACCAGCCUCUAGAGGACCUCACCGCGUUCACACAGUACGUAGCGGAGCGGCUCUGCCCGGCAUCAGACACGGCCUGCAAAUCCCACGCCGAUGAGCUCAAGACGGCGGCGUCCCUCGACAUCUCCUACGACACAAUCUCACACGCCCUCAAAGUUACGGCCCAAUGGCCCUACGGCAAGCACCGUGUCUCCGUCGCCUCGAUGCCCAACCAUCGCACCGAAGUUGGUAUCCUCACCACGGACUUCUCCUCGAAGCCCGAGCCCCACGAGAUCGGCAUGGCGGGCGGCCUCACCGUCCUCGGCGAGCACAAGAAGCCGUCCCCCGUCCACUUCAAUGUGCCCGCCCGCCACCGCCUACACGGGGACGCCCCCUCCCGCCCGAGCUCCUUCUCCGCAAAGUUUCUCGAACCGACGGGCCUGCAUCCGACGCUGCAGCUCGCCCUCACCUCGGCCAAGCCGCCCGUCGACGACACCUACUGCGCCGUCCAUGCGCAUCUGACCCUCCCCAAGGCCGUCUUCGCCGACCGCUACCAGCUCGCCGACGACCUGUUCCUGAAAUCCAAGAACCUCACGGCGCUGCGCUACUCCACCUCUCCGGUCGACCUCGAGGCGCCCGCCUACGCUACGAAGCCGUGGGGCUCGGGCGUCCUACUCGAACUCAAACCGCCUGCGGCCGACAAAGACGGGGAAUGGACCGCCGAGGUGCCACUGCACUUGCGCUACCUCGAACCGGCGGCCGGGGGCUACACGGACGUCGAGGUGCCCUACCCGGCCGUGUUCUGGGCCUGCUCGUCCGAGGAGGGCACCAAGUUUCCGAGCAGCCCCUUUGAGAGAGUGAACCUGGGCUACGACGCGUUGUUCGGACCACGGACAGUGUUCUGGCACGUCGACCCGCGGCCGGUCGAGGGCGGCGGCGGCGGUCGGCUGAUAAGCACUGUGCGGGCGCCGGUCCUCGAGGCCGGGCAGGCUGAUUGGGUUCGGGUCGGGACGGCGGCGGCGGUCGUGGUGGGAUUCACGUGGGUUCUGUGGAGGCUCAUCGCCACCUACUCCAAGGCGGGGUACGGCAAUGAUGGAGGACCCGACGAGAAGAAGAAGCAGUAA
Messenger RNA from Colletotrichum higginsianum IMI 349063, 1512 nucleotides. RefSeq names its product Protein pbn1. Gene Ontology annotation, biological process: protein processing; GPI anchor biosynthetic process. Gene Ontology annotation, molecular function: mannosyltransferase activity. Gene Ontology annotation, cellular component: endoplasmic reticulum membrane; glycosylphosphatidylinositol-mannosyltransferase I complex. The record is from RefSeq and is a predicted model, not a curated record. The transcript is spliced from 3 exons. The coding region runs from base 1 to 1512 and encodes 503 amino acids. Lineage: Eukaryota; Fungi; Ascomycota; Sordariomycetes; Glomerellales; Glomerellaceae.